CCUAUAGAAACAUUUGUAGCAGAUUAAAACUGAAUACAAACAACCCCCCCCCCCAAUCUUGAGUUCCAUUCCCCACUUGUUUUGAUGUGGGAAUUCCCAGCGAGUGAGGCGCACUUUGUCAUUGGCUUUCCCGAGGCAAGAGCUGUCAGUGGCCAGGACUUUCCACGCUAGUACUUUGUAUUCAUUAUUGCCCAUGAGAAGGAGGUGAUUUCGAUUUUGGGGGAUAUGCUUUGUAUUUCUCUUGUCUUUGUGUCAGAAGAUUAACAUUUCUCUAAUAUUUGGGAUCAGUUUCCUCUCUCCACCCCACCCCCCUGCUCAGAUUGAAAGCUUUCCUGCUCUUAUUAUCUGUGCCUGUUAAUUUGAAUCGAAAAGCCCCUCUGUCCCCUCCGACCCUGGCAGAUUCACUGUAGAAACAGACAUUGAUUCCCCCUGAGUCUGCCUGUUCUUCGCUUGGGGGGUGAUGCCAAUCGCCUCCAGUUCUGUACAGCCCUCCCCUCCGGACUCCAGCCUCUUUACUCGGCUUCGCCCAGUUCAAGCAGACAGGCUACGGGACCCUAAGCAGCAGCAGCCGGUGGGAGGUGGUGAGAGCGGGGGUGGCGGUAGAGGUGGGCUCUUGCCUUUCCCGGUUUGCCUCGAUCCAAGGCAGCCUGAAGAAGGGGCCGAGAGCAGAGGAGCCGGGCUGAACAGUAGACCGCUGCCUAGGAGUGCUGCCUCCUCCUCCUCUUCUCCCCAGCACCCUCUGCUGCAGGUCACCCCAGCUUUCAGCUCGCCUUCCUCUUUCUACCAGUCAUUCUCCUCUAUCUCCCCUUCCUCUACUUCUCCCUCACCUCCUAGAGCUCCUUCUUUUCUACACCCUGCCUUCCUGGAGCCCCCAAGGACUAGAUCCAGAUCUGCGUAUAGGUCUGGAUUCAUGAUGAACCAACAACACCAGCAGCUCCAUGCCAUGCCAGGAGCAGCUCACUUUCCCCACCACCAGCUCCAGACACCACAACAACCCCCUCCUCCCUUUCUUUUUCCUACUGCCCUUCAUGGGCCAAACAUGGACAGAAAUGACAACCGCCCACCUGAGGGAGCCAGGCAGCCCCACAGCCCAUCAGCUCUGGGGGCCAGAAGGAGAGGAAACAGCCCAAACAACAGUUCUCACAUCCAGCACCAACACAUGAGAUCUCCAGCAGGUAAUAUGGGCCCCUCGUUCCAAUGUCAGCCGGUACAUCAAGACCACAUAUGCUACAAUGACAACGAAAAGAACGAAGACAGUCCCAGCCCCAAGCGACAGCGGCUAUCUAAUUCAGUUUUUGAAUACGCUGCAGCAUCGCCUACCCCAUCUCCCCCAAUGCGACCAUGGGAGAUGACAUCAAAUAGGCGGCCUCCUUCGGCUCGGCCUAACCAGCACCACUUCUCAGGGGAAAGAUGCAACACUCCCGCACGGAACAGAAGAAGCCCACCUGUGAGGCGUCAGAGAGGGAGAAGGGACAGACUGGCUCGUCACAACUCCAUUAGCCAAGAUGAAAAUUAUCACCAUCUCUCUUAUGGGCAACAGCAAGCAGUAGAAGAGCCUCGAGCCUUCCACCCACCGAAUGUAUCCCCUCGCAUGCUCCAUCCAGCUGCACAUCCUCCACAGCAAAAUGCUGUAAUGGUAGACAUUCAUGAGCAGAUUCACCAGGGCACAGUACCGGUCUCCUACACAGUCACAACAGUUGCACCACAUGGGAUUCCACUUUGUACAGGACAGCACAUCCCUGCUUGUAGUACACAGCAAGUUCCUGGGUGUUCAGUGGUCUUUAGUGGCCAGCACUUACCAGUCUGCAGUGUGCCUCCACCUAUGAUUCAGGCCUGUUCAGUUCAGCAUUUACCAGUACCCUAUGCUGCUUUCCCACCCCUCAUUUCAAGUGAUCCGUUUCUUUUGCAUCCACCCCACCUUUCCCCACAUCACCACGCUCACCUUCCGCCUCCUGGUCAGUUUGUUCCCUUUCAGACACAGCAGUCACGUUCGGAAAGUAAUUUGCACAACUCUCCCCUGCAGCCUCUGCAAAGGAUAGAGAAUGAAGUGGAGUUGCUUGGAGAGCAUCUACCUGUAGGUGGGUUUACGUACCCUCCAUCUGCCCAUGCUGCAACACUGCAACCGUCUGCCCCACUACAGUUCAUAACUCAUGAUCCUUUGCACCAGGAAGUUUCAUUUGGUGUUCCUUAUCCCCAAUUUAUGCCUCGAAGAAUAACUGGACGAAACCGAUACCGAUCACAACAACCAAUGCCACCACCACCUUAUCAUCCAAGUCUUUUACCCUAUGUACUGUCAAUGCUUCCAGUGCCUCCUACCGUUGGACCUGCCUUUAGCUUUGAGUUGGAUGUUGAAGAUGGGGAGGUGGAAAACUAUGAGGUUGGUGCAUUGCUGAAUCUUGCAGAAAGACUGGGUGAAGCCAAACCACGGGGACUAACAAAAGCAGACAUUGAACAACUUCCAUCCUAUAGGUUUAACCCAAACAAUCACCAGUCUGAGCAGACAUUAUGUGUAGUAUGCAUGUGUGAUUUUGAGUCAAGACAACUUCUUAGAGUCCUGCCGUGCAACCAUGAAUUUCAUGCCAAGUGUGUCGACAAAUGGCUUAAGGCAAAUCGUACUUGUCCUAUUUGUCGGGCAGAUGCUUCAGAAGUGCACCGUGAUUCCGAAUGACCAAUCUCAGAGCACAAUUAAAGCUUGGGUGUUCCUAGUCACGUGCGUGUGUUUGUGUAUGCUCACACACCAACUAUCCAUUGAACUGAACCCACGUGGCUUCCGGCCUACUCUUUUCACAAAAGGGUCAAUGGACCUCUUUUUGCACUGUGUGAUUUAAUCAAUUAUAAAGCUUCUGAUUAGUCUUCA
This is a messenger RNA of Xenopus laevis (African clawed frog), 2857 nucleotides long. RefSeq names its product ring finger protein 38 L homeolog (gene rnf38.L). The coding region runs from base 461 to 2668 and encodes 735 amino acids. The record is from RefSeq and is a predicted model, not a curated record. Gene Ontology annotation, biological process: protein ubiquitination. Gene Ontology annotation, molecular function: ubiquitin protein ligase activity. The transcript has 12 exons. NCBI's taxonomy places the organism in Eukaryota, Metazoa, Chordata, Amphibia, Anura, Pipidae.